Messenger RNA from Seriola dumerili (greater amberjack), 4399 nucleotides. It is a transcript of the gene tmem170a, whose product is annotated as transmembrane protein 170A. Bases 129 to 545 code for a protein of 138 amino acids. Gene Ontology annotation, cellular component: endoplasmic reticulum membrane. Gene Ontology annotation, biological process: endoplasmic reticulum tubular network organization. NCBI's taxonomy places the organism in Eukaryota, Metazoa, Chordata, Actinopteri, Carangiformes, Carangidae. The record is from RefSeq and is a predicted model, not a curated record. The transcript has 3 exons.
UUAGCCGGGUGCUAGCUAGUGUUGCGUCGAGAUCGAGUACUGGAAAAUCCCUCACCGCCCGUGUCCCAUGGUUUUCCACGUCUGCUGGACAUCAUUCACUCAUGCACUGUCCAGUAUCAGUGUGAGAAAUGCAGGACAGGUAUAGCGAGAUAGGCUUUGUCCAGCAAAUACUCGGUUUGAAUUUAGUGCCGAGAAAAAAUGGCACACAGCGAGGCAACGACACAUAUCUCAGCGACUUCUCAGAGAUGUGGUAUGGAGUGUUUCUGUGGGCUGCGGUCUCCUCUCUGGUCUUCCACCUGCCUGCAGCUCUGCUCUCCCUCGCCACGCUGCGUCAGCACAAGAUGGCCCGAUUCAUGCCCAUUGCCAUCCUCCUCAUGGGCAUCAUGGGACCAGUUUGUGGGGGGGUCCUCACCAGUGCAGCCAUAGCAGGUGUGUACAAAGCAGCAGGGAAGAGGAUGAUGUCUUUGGAGGCACUUGUCUUCGGGGUCGGACAGUCGUUUUGUGUCCUCAUCAUCUCCUUCCUCAGGGUCCUCGCCACCCUUUAGCAGAGCUGAGGCCCGUCUGGCUGCACCUGAUGCUGCUGGGUCAGUCUGACACCAGUCACACUGUCUCAUGACGGGACCUGACUUCUAAUGGUACAAGACUAGAUGCUGGCAGAUCCUGGGCCGCAUCUAAACCAGCCAGACCUGGGACAUGAUGUCAUUUACUACUGAUGGACCAAGACCAGGACCAGGACCAGGACCAGAGCGGAUUUUAUUCCACUUUGAGAGAAAAAGCAGUGUGUGAACUGAAGGUGUGUGUUAGGCAGCACUAAGACUUCUGGCUAGCUGUUGAGCCAUCUAUAUGAUGUCCACUGUAGGACAGCUGCAUACUGCACUCACAUCACAGGGCAAACACACACUACAUAACAGUUGAAGCUGUUUAUUUAAAAAUCUAAAAUAAUCAGUAAGUAAUGACUCAUUGAGUUUGCAGUUACUCCUGUAUGUGAAGCAGCAAGAGGCUGUUCUCCCCUGCUGCUGGGGUACAGGUUACCAUCAGGAUGACACUUACCUCUCUCAGGGGCUGUGUGUGUGCGUGUGUGUGUGUGUUAGUGUGUGUGUGUCCUUCUGUGUGUGUCUGUGUGUGUGUGUCUGUGUCUGUCUGUCUGUCUUCCACUGACAGUUUGACUCCAUGCAGUGACUGCAGAGAGGCAGAAGAACCGGCAGGCUGACAGGAAGAUAACAGUUAUAUGCAAGAUUCUGGCUUUUUUCCUUGAGGCCUUAAUUUCUAUUUUCCAACCUCCAAAGUGGUGUUUAUCUUUAUCUCUCUCUUUGCUCUUUUUGUUUUUCAAAUCACUUCAAGUCUUAGUGCCUGUGUGUUACUGUCAAUUCCAAAUUAGCAACUACAUGUUUCCUUCUAGCUUUCAGCUAACCUAUUUUAGACAGACAUAUAAGUGAAGAGGGUUUUAUAGAUCUCAGUCGUAGGGCACAUUUUUGUAAAUGCAGACUAAAGAAUGUCUCCUCAGCUCAUCUUGGUUUGUUAGUAAGUUCAGAGUGAAUCGAUCAGAGGUUUGAACAUGUGGCAGAAGGAUGCUCUGAUUUCUAACAAACCCAAAAUUGAGAGGAGCUUUAGAUCUUCUCUCUUUGACUGAUAGUGUAUUUUACAGGUGUGUUAUUUUGUGACACUGAGCUGAUUUGUAUAUAUUUUAAAUUAUUUCCAGGUCUUUGUAGCUUUUUGAAUCUUUAUGACCAAAUAUGAAUUGCUCUUUUGUUUUUCUGCACUAAAUGUGAAAACGGCGGUUCAACACAGUGUCAUCCCCUGUAGUUUUUUGGGCUCAUUAUAUUUCCACGGUCUCCCUUUGGUGACAGCUUUUAGUUGCUUUUGUAUCAGAUAUGAAUUUACAACCUGCAUAUACAGACAUAGGUAAACUCUACAUGUAUUUGUUUCUGUGUGAGUCAUUACUUAGUAAUGAUUGAAAACUGGCUUCUGACACACUCACCAGAGAUGUAUUAUUUAUUGUUGGUCACUUUGAUAGUGAAUUUACUACGAUUUUGAUUUAAUAUUUAAUUUUAGUGUUUUUAAACAGAUAUGCAGUAAUCCAGUAAACACAGUAACUGCCAUGUAAAGCACCUGGAGCUUUUCAGGGUCUGGGGCCCUUGGGCAGUUGCCAGCUUCACCCAGUCAGAACAGAAACAAGACACAUGGCAGCAAUCCAGGUAGAAUCUGUGGAGCAGUUGAACUAAUUUUUGCUCUGUCAGAUCCUUUUUCCUUUCAAGGUUUCUUGUGAUUCUGGUGCAGAUUCUGAGUGUUUGCACAUGACAUUCCCAUUGGAAAUGUUCUGCUUCAUUUUGCCAUAAUGAUCCCAUACUGUAAUAGAGGUCAUAGAGCAUAUCUCAACAUCACCUCCUGAAGUGUCAUCUGGCAUCUGGCAUUGAAAGGUUACCUGGAGACUAGUGGGCCAGUUUUUAUGUUAUGUUUGACAAGGGUUGGUAGCCCGUUUAACUCAUGCAAAAACAGCAAAUCAAAUCAUGAUCUGCUCAAAGAAAUUCUCUCCAAACCACAGAUGGCUUGAAUUCUUGAUGUGUGGCCUGUACUUCACUGGUUACACUUCCGUCCAACAGUAAAUUAAAUUUGAAAGGAUAGUUUCACAGUGCAUGUAAAUAUGCAACAAAUCAAAAUCAAUCUAGAAUGUAGAAUUUUUGGCUGGAGUUUAAAACCAGGAAAGGCCAUGAUUAAAAGAUGACAACACUCUCACAUUGUAAAGACACAAGUUCACUACCACUGGGACCAACAAUGGGACAGGAGAUGCCUCUGGACAGAGCCCACCAAGAUACUUUUCUUCUUGUAAAAGAUUUUGGAGCCUGGAGAUGAGAAAAUGUCCUGCCACACCAAACCACUAAUUUCUAAUUUUGCAAUUACAGUGAAAUUGAGUUUCUUUAAAGCUGUGGGAAGCUCAGUGUGUUCAUCUCACUGUACAUCUGUUGGGAAGUGCUCAGUCAUUUGAGGGGCGGUAAAUGAAAGUAUGUGUUUUUGUUCUUACUAAGACUUGGUGAUUGAAGCAUCUGAAGGUGAUGCACAAACUAAUGAGCCUUGUUUGAAAUGAAGUCUUGUUAAGCCCUUGGCCUUUCUGUCAUGCUGUACAGUUUUUUAUGGUUGUGUAAUGCAGCUCUCUGAGCGUGUGUUCUCUGGGUCUUUUACAGCAGCACACAACUUUAGUCUGGAUAUUUUUCUUUUAUGUGUGAAACCAAUUGGCAUCUUCAUCAGUCUGGGAGCCUGUGUGCUAAUUGUAAGCACUGUAACAUCUACCUUCUCAUCCUCUCAUCUGACUGUACAGACAUUUCCCAUGUUGUCUUCUUGUGUUGAGAGAAAAAAGUUCAUAGGUCAAAGCAAAUGGUUUUAUGUGAACUGUUUAGGCAGCACUAAAUGUCCAUGCAUCCAAGCUGACCUGUCUCAGGGCAAACUAAGUUCAGACUCACCCUUUACAUCAGACUCCCUGAGGGGUUGAAGUUCAUUCUUGGAGCUACUUAAAGCAGAAGGAUAUACCAUACAUAAAAAUGUGGAGUCAAAAAAUGUUAAGCCAGAAAACUAAAAGAAGCUUAAGUAACACUAAUAAAAACAACUGCACAUAGUUGGUGCAUAAGACUUAUCAGCCUAUUCCCACUAAGAAAAGAAAGGAAAAUGAAUGAACACCAAAACUCGUGUGAAGUCAGAUUUUGGAGAUAUGUCUCAAACAUAGACCAAGUCAGAAUUGAGAUAUUUACUCUGUCAGUCAAGAACAACCACACUCAGUUAAACUAAUGCAGUCUAGUAUAGUGUCUUUGCAGUACAAGGACAAGACUGUAGUAUUAGACUGCAUUAGUUUUAUAUUGGUGUGCCUAAUAAACUGGCUACCAAGGCAUGUCAAAAUUUACACAUUGGAUUGUUCAUAAUUAUAGUAGUGUUAAUUUCAAGUUUGUCAUAACUUGUAUAAUGAAUCUCUAUUUUGAUUCUUUUCACCUCAUAAUGUUGAUUUACCAUGAGAUUUUUAGUUUUGUCUUUCCUUAAAUGUGAUUUAUUUAGUUUCUAUUUUCCAGGCAGAAAUGUGCUUUGAUACUGGCCAGUUGUUCAGUACAGUUUGUUUUGAAAAGAACUUCAAGAAAAGAGAGUCAAGAAACUCACAACAGGAAUUGAUGUGCACAGAAAACUGGAAAAUGUCAUCUGAUUUCGCUGUAGGCAUGUCAGAUGUAUUAAUGUGAGUUAUCUCUGAUGGACAACCACACUGUCAGAAGUGCCAGGAAAAGUAACAACUUAAUGAAUAAAAUUACAAAUGUCUUGGAAGUGCUGAGUAUCUGCUGUAAUUUAUUUAUUUCCAAGGUCCACAUUCCUGGACCAAUUUUCAAAAGGUUUUAAAGUUGAUUUUACUAGAGUAAAUUAAGUGCCA